This is a messenger RNA of Fimicolochytrium jonesii, 603 nucleotides long. RefSeq lists its product as uncharacterized. The record is from RefSeq and is a predicted model, not a curated record. NCBI's taxonomy places the organism in Eukaryota, Fungi, Chytridiomycota, Chytridiomycetes, Spizellomycetales, Powellomycetaceae. The transcript is spliced from 4 exons. Bases 1 to 603 code for a protein of 200 amino acids.
AUGGCCUGGUACACAUACAUCGGUGCUUUGCUGGCCAGUAACCUUAUGCGCCCUGGGAAACAUGGCUUGAGUCGGGAGUGCAUGCAGAAUUAUGCCAUCCAUGGCGCCCCGGGCUACGUCAUGUAUAUGUACUUGAAGUUCGUCAUCGGACAGGAAACGAUUCCCCAUUACUUGAGCGGAUUCUUUACGACUGUUUUUAUGUGGGUGGUGUUCAGUUAUGGGUUCGGACUGUACAAUAUGUGGAGGGGAAUGACAGGAAAGGAUAUCGAACCAACCACCCGCGCCUGGGAAAUGGGACCCCACUUGACGCCUCCCCAGCGUGCGACACGCGAAGUCCUUUCGAUCUUUGCGGGAUGUUCCUGGGCCUUGUUGGAGGAGUCUGGGUUGAUAAUCGCCGCGGCCGUUGCCUUAUUGGCCUUGAUUGGCUAUGGAUUCUAUGUGGUUGAGUGGGACAAGGAAGCCGACUGGGUGAAGACCAUGACGAAGUAUGCUGAGGAAAAGAAAAAGGAGGGUGUCGCCGGUGCUGAACAGAAGCCCGAGGCGAAGGUCGAGAGUAGGAUGGCGAAUGGGAAGCUUCCUGCCGAAAAGAAGAAAUCCAAGUAA